AUGUUUAAAAAAUUCACCAAAGUCAUAGCAAAAGAAAUGGAUCCAAGCAAGGACCUGGUCCCUGUUGAGAGCAUCACAGACAAUGAGCACUUCAGGCCCCUCUCUCUACUGAAAAAGAAGAGAAAAUCAAAAACCAUGUUCCACCCAGCUCCCUACUACCAGCGGACAGGGUUCACACUGCAUGAUGUGCUGCUGCCUGGAGAAGAUGGUAAAGGCAUAGAGGCACUCCUUCAAGUUUCCAGCCAAUUUACUAUCACAAAAACAAGCAAAGACCAAGUUGAUGGAGGUCUCAGCAUUUCAUUUGACCCUGCAACGGUAGAUCUGAAAGGAGGUGCCUCCUUGUCCAAGGCAUUUUCUGUCAAGUCACAGAAGAGGAGCAUUUCACUGCAGUCACUGGAGGCACUAAAAAAAGAAAGAGAAAUGAACAUGAAUCAUUCCUUCAUCCGGCAACUACAGAGAACAGACAUCGAUCUAUACGUGGUCACUGAAAUCCUCGAAGCCUCAGAGGAAACUGUCUACAAGGAAUCCACCAAGGCAGAUGGGGGCUUCAAGGCCACAUUUUUGGCCACAUUCUUUGCAAAGGGCAACAGAGAGAGCAACCAAGACAUAGUCAUACCCAAGGGCUGCACCCUGGCAUUCAGGACCAUCCCACUAAUCAUUAGAGAUGGAGAAUGGGAUGUGGGUUAUUUGCCAACAGAACGAACGAAGAUGGAAACAAUAGGAGGCUUUUUAUUCUCUUUCAGAUGUGGGUUAUUUGCCAACAGAACGAACGAUGAUGGAAACAAUAGGAGAACUCACGUGACAGAAUUGGUGCCGUUCUGGUUUGCAGGUCCAUCACAAGGAAAAUUAGGAGAAGUAGUGGGUGAAGUGGAAUACCGCUGUCAUAUAUUCUCCAAGUUGUCUCCUGAUGUCCUGCUCAUCAUCUUCAACGCCAUCAAAGCUGUUAUGAAAGACAAGAACCUUCUUCAAGAGCUCAGACAGAAAAUGGAAGAUAUUCCUGAGCAAAAUGAUGGCUAUGAGCUGAAAACUGAGAGCCCACACUUAAAAGACCUGUUCAGCACCUUACAGCAUUCUCCAAGAGAUUGUCUACUUCAGGUGGCAGGAGGAAUCACUUAUGUCCUUGAUGCUUUGCAUGAGUUAAUGGACGAUCAGCUGCUGCUGCUGCUGGAAUCCUUGGAAAGGAAGAUUCUGUCCCAACAGCUGAACCUGGUUGCAGAGAUACUGAAACAUGACCUGGAGGAUAAGAUGUGUAAUUUCCAUGUGGAUGCCAGGCUGUUCUCCUUCCCACACGAGGAGGAACAGAGGUUAACCAUGGAACUGGUGGAGCUGAGUGGAGUGCAGCUCCAGGAAGAUGGAUCAGCUGUCCCUAGGGAUCAACCCUUCGAGUCUGUGGCAGCCCUGUUUGUGGCCGUGUACUUCCUGAAUGGCUUGAGUAGGGUAUACCUGGCCCUGUCCAGUGAAAUCCUCUCUAAAGCAUCAGGAAAUCUCUGCUGA
This is a messenger RNA of Ficedula albicollis (Collared flycatcher), 1494 nucleotides long. RefSeq names its product gasdermin-A3-like. The coding region runs from base 1 to 1494 and encodes 497 amino acids. The transcript has 10 exons. Gene Ontology annotation, molecular function: phosphatidylinositol-4-phosphate binding; phosphatidylserine binding; phosphatidylinositol-4,5-bisphosphate binding. The record is from RefSeq and is a predicted model, not a curated record. NCBI's taxonomy places the organism in Eukaryota, Metazoa, Chordata, Aves, Passeriformes, Muscicapidae. Gene Ontology annotation, biological process: defense response to bacterium; pyroptotic inflammatory response.